Molecule: messenger RNA, 2544 nt
Organism: Helianthus annuus (common sunflower)
Lineage: Eukaryota; Viridiplantae; Streptophyta; Magnoliopsida; Asterales; Asteraceae
Product: nucleobase-ascorbate transporter 12
Exons: 10
Coding region: 253-2301 (682 amino acids)
Biological process (GO): transmembrane transport
Cellular component (GO): plasma membrane
Molecular function (GO): transmembrane transporter activity
Source: RefSeq, a predicted model, not a curated record
ACUUCUUACAUGAGCUGUCCUCUUUUCUCUCUCUCUCUCUCUCUCUCUCACACACAAACACACACUACUUCACUCUCACUCUAAAAACCUUCAUCUACUGCCACAACACAACAAUGGCUACUUAACUCACUCAAUCUGUUACAUUUCUGUUACAUAUAUCAACACACAUCUUCUACACUUCUCAUUUCAAAACCCUAGCUCCAGAUCCACCACCACAAUGAACUAACAACAACCACAACAGCAAAAACAACUAUGCCGCAAAGCUCCGACCCGAAAAACCGCCCCAAACCUGCUCCAAUCUCUCCAGGUACAGACUCCACCGGUUCACCGGCAAUACCUCCGUCUUCCUGGGCCAAACGCACCGGUUUUCGCCCUAGGUUUUCCGGCGAGACCAAUGCUAGUGAUUCCGGUCAAAUUAACCGGUCUCCGGUCAACGGUGGUGCUCCGGUGGUGGCUAAUUCGGAUAAGGAUGAGACAGUGAAGAAGAAGAGGGAGUCUGAGAGUGGUGCUGGCCGGUUGCCGGCUAAACCGGUGGCUAAAAGUGGUGCUGCUGAGACGGCGGCUCCGGCUCCGGCUCCGGCGCCGGCUCAGGCUAGCCAGAGAGCGGUUAGGAAUGAUGACGUGGAAAAUGCGUUGCCGCAAAUAGUUGAGGAGGAAUUUGUGUCGCAUCAUCCGCAUAUGAAGUAUGAGCUUAGAGAUACUCCUGGUCUUGUUCCGAUUGGUUUCUAUGGAUUUCAACACUAUUUAUCAAUGUUGGGUUCGCUGGUUUUAAUUCCUCUUGUGAUCGUUCCGGCUAUGGGUGGUGACCAUGAAGAUACAUCUAUGGUGGUAUCCACUGUGCUAUUUAUAUCCGGAAUCACCACACUUCUACAAGCAAAUUUCGGAUCAAGAUUACCACUCAUACAAGGUCCGUCUUUCGUGUUUCUUGCACCUGCACUCGCGAUAAUAAACUCCCCGGAGUUUCUCGGAUUAAAUGGCAAUAAUUUCAAGCAUAUAAUGAAGGAGCUUCAGGGGGCUAUAAUUAUUGCAUCAGCUUUUCAAGCGUUACUCGGAUACAGUGGACUAAUGGCACUACUCUUGAGAUUGAUUAACCCCGUGGUUGUAUCCCCAACUAUUGCUGCUGUCGGACUUUCGUUCUACAGUUAUGGUUUCCCGCAGAUGGGUGCGUGUCUUGAGAUCGGCAUGGUGCAGAUUCUAUUGGUUAUUAUUUUUUCUUUAUACCUACGCAAGGUAUCUGUUUUGGGACACCGGAUAUUUCUAAUUUAUGCUGUACCGUUGGGUCUGGCUAUUACAUGGGCCAUGUCUUUUCUUCUAACCGAAGCAGGAGCCUACAAGUACGAUGGCUGUGACGUAAAUAUACCAACCUCAAAUAUGUUAUCCGAUCACUGCAGAAAACACGUGGCCAGGAUGAAAAGUUGUCGAGCCGAUACUUCCCACGCUUUAAAAUCUUCCCCCUGGUUCAGAUUCCCAUACCCGUUACAAUGGGGAACACCCGUUUUCAACUGGAAAAUGUCUAUCGUCAUGUGUGUUGUGUCGUUUAUUUCCGCUGUUGACUCGGUUGGGUCGUACCAUGCAUCGUCUUUAUUAGUGGCAUCUAGGCCUCCUACACCGGGUGUCGUGAGCCGUGGGAUCGGUCUUGAGGGUCUGUGUAGCGUCUUGGCUGGCUUGUGGGGCACCGGGACCGGUUCAACUUCUCUGACGGAAAACGUGCACACAAUUGCUGUCACUAAAAUGGGGAGUCGUAAAGCGGUUGAGCUUGGAGCCGGUGUUUUGAUUGUAUUGUCCCUCCUAGGUAAAGUAGGAGGGUUUAUUGCAUCAAUACCGCAAGUAAUGGUUGCGGGCUUGCUAUGCAUUAUGUGGGCCAUGCUAGCAGCAUUGGGCUUAUCAAAUUUACGUUACAGCGAGGCCGGAAGCUCCCGCAACAUUAUCAUUAUUGGGCUUUCUUUGUUUUUCUCACUAUCAGUUCCAGCUUACUUCCAGCAAUACGGUCUCACCCCAAAUUCCAACUCAUCUGUUCCUUUUUACUUUCAGCCUUACAUCGUUGCUUCUCACGGUCCAUUUCGUUCACAGUAUGGAGGGUUAAAUUAUGUGAUGAACACGUUGCUGUCCUUCCACAUGGUGAUAGCGUUCCUAGUAGCCAUAGUUUUGGACAACACGGUGCCCGGGAGUAAGCAAGAACGAGGGGUGUACGUGUGGUGUGAACCGGAGUCAGCUCGAAGGGAGCCGGCGGUUGCUAAAGACUACGGGUUACCGUUUAGAGUUGGAAGGAUGUUUCGAUGGGUUAGAUGGGUUGGCCUCUAGAGAAACAAACAAUGAUGACCCAUGAAAGUUUUGCUGCCACGAAAAAGCCAUAUUGUAAAACGGAUGAUAGGUAUUGUAGUUCGGAAUUGAGCAUCGGUUGCAAGUGGGAAGAAAGAAGAAUUAGGUGGGUUUUGUACAUUGGAGAGAGGAUUUGUGUUGUAAUGUUGAAACCAUUGGAUGCUUUUGUAUGUAGUUUGUAAUUGGAAUUUUCUUGGUUUAAUUGACCCCACAAUUUUCUUCUUU